AUGGCAUCAGCUCUCGAGCCCUUAACUAUGUUCAUUGUUGUCCGAAAGGACCUUGCAAAAAAGCUUCAAUGGCCAGCUGGCAGUGUUAUGACACAAGCAUGUCAUGCUGCUACUGCCAUCUUACAUAUCACACGUGAAGAUGAAAACACAAAAGCGUACCUUGAGGAUUUGGAUAAUAUGCACAAAGUUGUAUUAGAGACAAAAAACGAAGGAUCGUUAGAAAAACUAGCCGAAGUUCUUCAAAUUCAUAAUGUCCCUUUUAAAAAAUGGAUAGAACAACCAGAAAAUAUUCCAACUGCAUUAGCAACAGCUCCAUUACGUUCUAGAAGCCCUGAAGUAUUAGAAGCAUUCAGAAAGUGUUGCUCUUUAUAUCGCUAA
This is a messenger RNA of Cokeromyces recurvatus, 378 nucleotides long. Its product is annotated as peptidyl-tRNA hydrolase II domain-containing protein. Lineage: Eukaryota; Fungi; Mucoromycota; Mucoromycetes; Mucorales; Mucoraceae. Bases 1 to 378 code for a protein of 125 amino acids. The record is from RefSeq and is a predicted model, not a curated record. The transcript is spliced from 4 exons. Gene Ontology annotation, molecular function: peptidyl-tRNA hydrolase activity.